AUGCUUCCCUUCCGUUGUAAUACCUCCUGCGCCGUUUCAAGCGCAAUCACCUCUGGCCUUCAUAAGUGGGGCCAUAUUUCCAUUUUUGCAACACCUCAGAUCGUCCUCACUACACACGGCCGACUACACUUCAACUAUACACCUUCAGCAUCGCUCCAUUACUCGUCUUCCAAGCUCGAGAUGCCUGAGAGACAAGGCAAAGAUGGGCGUCGGCCAGAUCGCCGCCGAGGUGGAGGAGCAGGAGCAGGAGGCCGCGGUCGCGGCAACGGUGGUUCAAGAGGAUCCUUUCGAGGCAGCAGACGCGGCGGCCGUGGUGGCGGCAGUGGUAACAGCAGAUCAAACCACGACAGCGAUUCUCCCAUGGCCAUGGAUAUUGACGUCACGUCCACGUAUACGCCGCCUCCUGCGCAGUUGGGCGGUGGUGGUGCCGAUGGCUCAUACAAGCCACCGCUGACAGAAGCUGUGCCCCUCGACACGCCGCGUUUCGCGGACCUCGCGGGCCAGAACCUGGUGCACCCCCAAAUCAUCCAGACAAUCACCGAGGAUCUCAAGUUUGACCACAUGAUGCCGGUGCAGGCCGCGACGCUGUGGGAGCUGCUGCCCCCGAAGCGCAGCGACUGCCUGGUGCAGGCCAAGACGGGCACCGGCAAGACGGUCGCCUUUUUGCUGCCGGCUCUGCAGACUAUGCUAAGCAAGACGCGCGGCGCCGGCGCGGACCGCGACUCGGCUAUUUCGCUCCUCGUCAUCUCGCCGACCCGCGAGUUGGCCAUGCAGAUUGCGACAGAGGCUAACAACCUGCUGCAACGGCUUCCCAACUACCGCGUGCGCGUCGCUAUUGGCGGCACCAACAAGGACCGCGAGGAGCGCCAGAUCCUAGACGGCUGUGACGUGCUCAUUGCCACGCCAGGCCGCCUCAUUGACCACAUGUCCAACGAAGACAUCAUCUAUGCUCUGCGGUCUCUCGACACUCUCGUCCUGGACGAGGCGGACAGGCUGCUCGACAUGGGCUUCAUGCCCGCGCUGCGCGAAAUCGUCGGCAAGCUGCCCGACCGCAAGGCGCACCCGCGCCAGGGUAUGCUCUUCUCCGCCACGAUUGCGCCGCACGUCAAGCAGGUUGCUGGUCUCGUCCUCGUGCCCGGCUACAAGUUCAUCUCUACCAUCCCCGAGGGCGAGGCCAACACACACGAGCGCGUCCCACAGCACCUCAUCAAGGUCCCCAGCUUCGCUUCCGUCUCUGCCGGCAUGGUGGGCGCCGUGCGCCAAGAGGCCGCCAGGGAGGCCAACUUUAAAGCCAUCGUCUUUGCCCCGACGGCCGCCGCGGCCGGCCUUUACGGCCACGUGCUGUCCCAGAUUCCCGGUCUGCCGCCCGUGUCGACGCUGCACAGCCGCAUGACACAGAACCGCCGCACAAAGGUCACAAACGAGUUUCGCGAUGCCAAGUCGGCCAUUCUCACCGCGACCGACGUCAUCGCCCGUGGCAUGGAUUUCCCCGGCGUCACCACCGUCUUCCAGGUCGGCAUUCCAUCGGAGAAGCAGAGCUACAUCCACCGCCUCGGUCGCACUGCGCGCGCCGACGCCGAGGGCAAGGGCAUAUUCCUCAUUGCCGAGGCCGAGGCCUUCUUCCCGCGGUGGACGCUCAAGGAGAUUACCUUUGUGCCCCAAGAGGCCGAUCUCUCGGCGGCGCCCGAGGUGGACCGCAUCCUGGCGCAGAUGGACGAGGAGGAAAAGGGCCAGAUCUACAAGGCCUGGCUCGGCUACUACAACAACCACAUGAAGGGCCUGCACUGGGACAAGGAGGAGCUGGUCCGGCAGGCCAACACUUAUGCGCGCGAGGCCCUGGGAGCGCCCGAGACGCCGCCAAUCCAGAGAAGCACCGUCAGCAAGAUGGGGCUGAGAGGAGUGAGGGGACUCAACAUUGUGCCAGACAGACCCAAGCCGCCAAGAGGCCAGGGAGGGCGUGGUGGCAAGUAA
Messenger RNA from Beauveria bassiana ARSEF 2860, 1971 nucleotides. Its product is annotated as ATP-dependent RNA helicase MSS116. Gene Ontology annotation, molecular function: nucleic acid binding; ATP binding. The record is from RefSeq and is a predicted model, not a curated record. NCBI's taxonomy places the organism in Eukaryota, Fungi, Ascomycota, Sordariomycetes, Hypocreales, Cordycipitaceae. Gene Ontology annotation, cellular component: mitochondrion. The transcript has a single exon. Bases 1 to 1971 code for a protein of 656 amino acids.